CCCACAGCAGGUAGCUGCAAAAGGCGUGGUGGCUGCGACGCUGGAGUGAGACAGUUGCCAACAGCUGGUGCAGCUGCCGCGCUGCGCAGCGGGUCUGGCGAGUACGCAGCCCAGGUACUGCCCCUUCCCGGUGACGUCUCUGCAGCGGGUUAUAAAAAACCUCGCUCUCAGCCUGCCGAGGUUCAGCUAACUCACAAGCCGUAGAGGACCCGAGCCAAGGGGCGGCUGCGAAGCUGCAAGCAGUGGCGGCGGCGGCGGUGGCAGCAGCCCCGGCGGCGGCGGCGAAAGCAAAGGAAAAAUUUCCAGCUGGACACGGGUCCCCAGAAUCUCGGCCUUAGACUCUGAACUUUUGCAGGUCGCGUUGUGACGAGCACCCCCUUGGCUCCCAAGUCCUCACGCAACACAGAGCUUUGCCUUCCCAGCUGCGGGCAGGUGGGAUUGGAGUUACAAACAGCAGCAGGUGUAGAAAGGCAAGGGUCUCCUGCUUCCUGGAACCGUGACCCUCGCGAUUUCUUUCCCGUUUUCAGUCCAACGCAGGAGAGACGCUGUCUCCAGAUUUCUGGACUCAAAUGCUUCCUGAAGCUUGAAAGUGGGGGAAUUCAGAGCCAAGAGGGGCAGACAGCGCAUCAGAAGCAUUCAUCUUCCUAGCGCCAAGUCUCCUACUUGCAAGCAAAGAGUUCUGCCCAAACGAGCUUGCAGCCCUCCUGUCUUGGUUAAGCAAGACCCUGAUCCCAGGUACUGGCCUCGGGACCCUGCUGCAACGUAGGUGCGUGUACCGAGGGGACAGCUUAACCGCUUAGCUGAGGAAUGGAUAACGUCCUCCCAGUUGACUCAGACCUCUUCCCAAACAUCUCCACCAAUACCUCGGAGCCAAACCAGUUUGUGCAGCCAGCCUGGCAAAUUGUCCUUUGGGCAGCUGCCUACACAGUCAUCGUGGUGACCUCUGUGGUGGGCAACGUGGUGGUAAUGUGGAUCAUCUUGGCCCACAAGAGAAUGAGGACAGUCACCAACUAUUUCCUGGUGAACUUGGCCUUCGCGGAGGCCUCCAUGGCUGCAUUCAACACGGUGGUAAACUUCACCUAUGCUGUCCACAAUGAGUGGUACUAUGGCCUGUUCUACUGCAAGUUCCACAACUUCUUCCCCAUCGCUGCGGUCUUUGCCAGUAUCUACUCCAUGACGGCUGUCGCCUUGGAUAGGUACAUGGCCAUCAUCCAUCCCCUCCAGCCCCGGCUGUCAGCCACAGCCACCAAGGUCGUCAUCUGUGUCAUCUGGGUCCUGGCUCUCCUGCUGUCCUUCCCCCAGGGCUACUACUCAACCACGGAGACCAUGCCCAACAGGGUGGUAUGCAUGAUCAAAUGGCCGGAACAUCCCUACAAAAUUUAUGAGAAAGUGUACCACAUUUGCGUGACUGUGCUGAUCUACUUUCUCCCCCUGCUGGUGAUUGGCUAUGCGUACACCGUGGUGGGAAUCACGCUGUGGGCCAGCGAGAUCCCUGGGGACUCCUCUGAUCGUUACCAUGAGCAAGUCUCUGCCAAGCGCAAGGUGGUCAAGAUGAUGAUCGUUGUGGUGUGCACUUUUGCCAUCUGCUGGCUGCCCUUCCACAUCUUCUUCCUUCUGCCCUACAUCAACCCGGAUCUCUACCUGGAGAAGUUCAUUCAGCAGGUCUACCUGGCCAUCAUGUGGCUGGCCAUGAGCUCCACCAUGUAUAACCCUAUCAUCUACUGCUGCCUCAAUGACAGGUUCCGGCUGGGCUUCAAGCACGCCUUCCGGUGCUGCCCUUUCAUCAGUGCCGGCGACUACGAGGGGCUCGAAAUGAAAUCUACCCGGUACCUCCAGACCCAGGGCAGUGUGUAUAAGGUCAGCCGCCUGGAGACCACUGUCUCCACAGUGUUGGGGAACCAGGAGGAGGAGCUGGAGGACGGCCCCAAGGCCACGCCCUCAUCCCUGGACCUGACCUCCAAUGGUUCCUCUCGCAGCAACUCCAAGACCAUGACAGAGAGCUUCAGCUUCUACUCCAACAUGCUCUCCUAGACCCCGGGGCCUUCAGCAAGGGCAGCCACCAUCAUUUUUGUCUUGCUUCACUUCAUGCAUUCCUUGAUCUGGAAACCAUCAGAAACAUCCUAACACCAAGGCUGGUGAAAAGGGUCAGAAUGGUUUAGGAAAAACAUUCCAUCCCAGAGUCAAAAAAUCUGGAUUCUUCCAUGUUUUUGCCACCCCCACGUUGUGUGACCCAAGGCAAAUCAUCAAACUUCCCCAAUCCUAUAAAAUGGGAAAGUUGGACUCAAUUUUCUCUCUUUAUAAUCCAUGCCAUGAUUCUAGAAUGAACUUUGGUUGCAUUGAGCACUCAUUUCAGGAAGAACCCUGCAAUACAACAACAGAUCCAGCUGAUCUGUUUGCCUGGAGCCUCUGUCUUACUUCACUAAAGUCAUUCUCAGUCAUGCCCAAAUUCCCCUCCUUUUGCUUGUGGACACCUUCCCUUGAUGGGGUGAACAAAAGAAGGAACCACAUAAAAUCUGAAUGAAAGAUUUAACCCCGUCUUCCAAGUGCCCAUGAGAAGAGAAAGUCGGCCCCUUUUUGGCAUCUCAAUACUUUAGGGCAUUUAGACAUCAUGGGAUUGAGAGCCACAGAUUCAUGUGUCACAUCCCCAGUGACUACCCUGAGCAACGGAGGCAGGAAGAAUCUGUGGACUGAUACCAGCUAACGUCGGCCAUGGACCACGAGUCAGGAGAGCUGCACCAUACUUAAUCUGCCUGAGCCUCUUUCCUCAUUUGUAAAACUGUGGGGCUGAACUGGAGCACCUAAGUGUCCCUUCCAAUUUUGACAUUCAAUGGCUUGAUGAUUGUAUGAGUUUUUUGUUUGUUUCACCAACAUAUGGUGGUCUCAGAAAGAACAGGAGCAGAGAGUCUAGUGACUUGCUACCCAGUUCCUGGGGAAGUAGCAACUGCUAAGACCAGGCGUCAAUACCCCUAUCAGACAUUCUCUGAUUUAUCCUAAAAUGUGAGUACUGUUUUUCUCCUGGAACGUUUUGGCCUUUGACAGAGUUGAAGACUUGGUGUCAAAGCCUGCAUCUCUCCAUCAGGCUUUAGCAGGCCAAGCCUGCAGCUGGAAAUGCCGUCAGGAAAACUUGUGGGCUCCCUGCUCUGGCCUUUAGGUAUCUUAGGACAGGGGCACUAACCCAGAGUCAUAGUGUUGCACUAGCGUCAGGCAUGGGCUCAGAUGCCCAGUGAGUGAAGGGGCUUCCCCCUGCAGCAGCACCUCUGGGAAGAGGCUACCUGGCACCUUCGCUUCAGACUCUCUGCAUCUCCCCUUCCUGCCCCCAUGGCUUUGCUGGCCUCCUGUCUGUAACAGGUGGGACAACACACCAACCCUAUAGAACAGUCUGUCUGCUGAGAGCCAUGAACUUAAUACUUCAUGUCCCAGUACAGCUUUGGGGUUUCCAGCAGGUGAGCAUGCAGUUUCUCUUCGUCUCCCAGAUGUGCUUCAGCCAGAUGUGGCUGAAAGCGAAAGCUUCUUGUAACAUCCAUGAAUGUCCUCCACGUGGUUUGAAGAAUGGCUGCACAUCACUGCAUCCAUGUGUGGAGGGAGAGCAUUGCUGUCCAUGGGGUUUACAGCCUUUACCAGCCCAGCUGGCUCUAACCCUAUGAAGUCAUGAGCUGGCCUAGUGGGAGUUGUAUAGCAACAGUAUAAGCCAGGAGGACCCAAGAACCAUACUCUGCAAAGCCUCCUGGGAAGGAUUAAAUAAAUUAAGUAAAGCCAGCUCAAUGCAGCUAUAUGCAUGGAAGACAUAAUUUAGGGGCAACAAAAGUCAGUGCCGAAAGCAUUAGUCAUACUUCCAAUGAGGAAUCAUGCUGUGUAUGGAUGAUUCACUUCAGAGGAAAGAACUAGCAUGAUUAUGACAAGUACCUAAAAAGAAAGUGUCAAGGACUUGGGGAUAGCCUCUCUAUGGCAGAGGUUACAGUUGAAUUCAACAAGGAUUACUGACCACCUGCUCUGGACGUGGCCCUAGCUGCGGACACACAGUUCUUUCCUCCCUUGAGGAGCCUGCUGGACUGGCCCUUGCUAACUCACCAGUCCUACUGGGACAAGGCCAGCCAGCAGGCAUGGGGGCAGCAGAAAAGCACAUUCUCCCCAAGAUUCUAAAGGCCCACACUCAACACGGGUAAUCAAGCCAAGAGCUGAGACCUGCAGAGAGGCUUUUGCAGUGAGAGUUCUCUGAGAUCAUUCCAAAGGGAGCCACCAGUCAGUCCAGGGGACCUAGUGGGAUGUGACUGGUCGGCAUUUUCACUGCGGAUAGUUAGAUGGAGUGUGGGAAGGCACUGAGCAGUUUCAAACAUGGCAAAACGUCCCCUCUGAGCAAGCCCAGCAAGCCCUCCUCUGAUCCACUCUCCAACACCCACUUAACUUACAAAAAUGUCAUCAGCUCCCAUGUGUGAGAAACGCCAUGAUUUGCACUAUGCAUGGGUCUCAUUCCUACAGAAGUGUAUCACCUUGUGUUUAUCUCCUAAGCAGUUUUCCGUGGUGUACUGUUCAGUAGUAAUAGGAUAUAAGACAUCAUGGGGCCAGUCUUUGUCAUGUUACUUCCAAAACAUGGGAUCCAGCUGCUGUCAGUGUGUUCUCUGUAUUGUGCCAAUCUCUCCUCCUUCUCACUGUUUCACAAAGAGGAGCGGAUGUAUAUUGUGGACUCACAGUGGGACCAUAGUAAGUGAGGGGUGUGGAGGAACAAAAGGGUAGGAGUCCUGGCCCUCCGCCCCCCACACCAGAAUGCUAAGAUGUGUUGGAAUGUCCUUUUCCCUUGGAAGGACCGAGGAGACUCCUAGGAAAAGGGGAGACGACAUCAUUGACCUGGCUCUCAGGAAGAAUCCUGUAAGUGGAGUCAGGUCAUUCCUGAGGUUUCUGUUUUCUAGCCUGGGAUCCUGGAAAGA
This is a messenger RNA of Rhinolophus ferrumequinum (greater horseshoe bat), 4922 nucleotides long. RefSeq names its product tachykinin receptor 1 (gene TACR1). Gene Ontology annotation, molecular function: substance P receptor activity. Gene Ontology annotation, cellular component: sperm midpiece; plasma membrane. The transcript has 5 exons. The record is from RefSeq and is a predicted model, not a curated record. Bases 808 to 2031 code for a protein of 407 amino acids. Gene Ontology annotation, biological process: positive regulation of flagellated sperm motility; G protein-coupled receptor signaling pathway. NCBI's taxonomy places the organism in Eukaryota, Metazoa, Chordata, Mammalia, Chiroptera, Rhinolophidae.